Manihot esculenta (cassava) is the source of this 1608-nucleotide messenger RNA. RefSeq lists its product as uncharacterized. NCBI's taxonomy places the organism in Eukaryota, Viridiplantae, Streptophyta, Magnoliopsida, Malpighiales, Euphorbiaceae. The transcript has 7 exons. The coding region runs from base 1 to 1608 and encodes 535 amino acids. The record is from RefSeq and is a predicted model, not a curated record.
AUGGUACUUAGUUGGAUUGUGGCUUUGGUUUCUGAGAGUGCCUUGCCACAGAUCAUUGGCGCCGAGACAGCUAGUGUAGCUUGGGAUAAACUAAUUUCGAUAUAUGCUAAGGCAUCGAAAUCAAAGAUUUGUGAUUUGAAAAAUCAAUUAGUGACUCUUUGUCAUGGAUCAAAUUCAAUUGAAACUUAUGUUCAAAAAGCAAAAGGACUCGCUGAUAGGAUGAUUUUGUUGAGUUUAUUAAGGGUGGUCUUGAACGGCAAUUGCAGAUUGAUGAUGCUGCUGUCAUCUCUCCGACUGCACAUUUUGGGCAAUCUCUGCCCUAGCGUGGGUGAGUCCGAGGUAGAGGGCAGCGUGGAUGUGGUGGACGGGUUCGGUGGGUAUGGUGGUUAUUCAUACUCUCGAUCUAGUGGUUAUCCACAAUCCUUUUCUCCUGAAAAUCGUGGCAUCCUCGGACCUUCUCCAAAUUCAUCUAACAACACACAAUCAGCCCUUUUGGAUGGCAAUUCCACUACUUGUUUCAAUUGUGGCAGUCAUGGCCAUGUCUCUCACGAUUUGGAAACGAGAGCAACGCUAUUCAAAGGCUUGAGUAAGAACGGUCUGUAUCCCUUCCCGGUGGAGUUGCCAUCACGGUCUGUCAUUCAAGCAAAUUCAACCUCUUUGUGUACUUGGCAUGCCCGCCUCAAUCAUACUUCAUUAUCUACUGUUCGUCGUUUAGUUUCAUCUCGUAUUAUUGAUUCUUCGAAUAAGUCUAGUAGCACAUUGUGUCAGGCUUGUGUUACAAGUAAAAUUCAUAAGGUUGAGAAAUUAUUUGACCAUUCUAUUAAACAAUUUCAAGCAGAUUGGGGAGGCCGUGCUCUUCUAUUUCAUGCUAAUGUUCCCCAAUCCUUUUGGACAUAUGCCUUUGAUACAGUGUUAUUUGUGUUAUCCUUGGUUACGCCGCUCCUUGUGUUCUCUUUUCAAAUAGCUGAUGAUGUGUGUGUUGUCUGUCCUCCACCACCAGACAUAUCUCUCACUAUCACAGCUCCCAUUUUCCCGACAGCGACCAACACCGUGCCUAUUUCUCCCUUACCAACUACCAUGCCACCAUCUUUCGCCUCUUCACCUCUAACUACUACACCUGGUCUUGCAAAUCAAGUUGAUACUAUUGAUCCUCCUUCUCCAUCAGUGCCACCUGCAAUCAGCGCGUCGCCCCCUGCUCCACGGGCACCUAGCAGAACUCAUCCCAUGGUUACUCGAGCACAAACAGAUUCUCUUAAGGCAAAACGUUUUGCAUCUUAUUCUACUUCCGUACCUGCUAGUUCUAACUCGACAUGUUAUACUCAAGCUAUGAAACACCCUAAAUGGCAUACUGCCAUAACUGCAGAAUAUAAUGCUUUGAUAAAAAACGGCACCUGGCGACUGGUCCCUCCAUAUAAAGCAAGCAAUACUGUCGGGUGUAAAUGGGUGUUUAAGAUGAAGACCAAUGCUGAUGGCUCGGUUGAAUGUCAUAAGGCUCGGCUAGUGGCCAAAGGUUAUCAUCAACGUCCGGACAUUGACUUUGAUGAUACCUUCAGUCUGAUUGUGAAACCCACCACAGUCCAUCUUCUCUUAUCUCUGGCAGUCUGCUAA